Salvelinus sp. IW2-2015 is the source of this 9073-nucleotide messenger RNA. The record is from RefSeq and is a predicted model, not a curated record. NCBI's taxonomy places the organism in Eukaryota, Metazoa, Chordata, Actinopteri, Salmoniformes, Salmonidae.
UCAGGGUCAGCUGUGCUUGAAGCGGUGAGCGUGUGGAUGAUUCAGAGAUUCGAGUGAGCAACCGAGAGCACAGUCCUGACAGCGCCGAGCUUAGCAACACCACAAGGAGCCCUUUAGCUAGCUAGCUAAUAAACAAGCGGAAACAAACGUUUUUCCAGACAAUGUUACUUUGACAAGACAUGGAAACGAACACCAGGAGGGAGGCGACGAGAAAAUCUGGAUGAAUUGGUGGACCAUACGCCUGGCUGAAGAAAAAAACGCCUGCUUCAGAGAACGCACUCUAACGUUAGUUAGCUAGCUAAUGUGGAUUUGACUUUCUCAGUCAUAUGGUCGUACGUUUUAUAUUUAAUGGAUGGGCUUCGWUCAGCAAGCAGUGUAAGGCUAUUUAACUGAACAUUAAUAAUUUAGCGAGCUAGCCUGAGUACUGCCUUGAACUUGCUAGUUAGCUAACUUACUAGCCAGCGUUAGCAAUUGGACCAGCACUUCAUAUUCAAUCAUCCUGCCUCUUCACUUUUCAAUUCAUGAAUUUGCGGUAGCGCAAGCUGAUGCGUCGUCUGCUUCAAUAGCUCAAGCCAGCCCAGCACACCCAUGGUCCAGCAGGCAGCUGAUGGAAGAUCCGGUUCCCAACGUGCCCACCAUGGUCUCCAGGCUGCCCAAGUUUGGCUCACGCCCCGCGGCUGUGGCUUGCACCGCCCCACUGACCAAUGGGUCCCACCACCAACCCGUCCCCAGCACCACUGGCAAAGGGUUACCCACUGCCACCACCAGGCAGAACGGGACAAUACGGAUGCCCCCCUCCUUCUCACUGAAGUGGAAGAAAGGGAAAGGAGGAGAAGCUGUGGAGAAGGGGGUGGAGGAGGGGGAGGAGGGCGGAACUGGAGCUGGGCAUCACCUCCGACAACUGCAGCCCUCACCAGCGGCGGUACGGGAGAUUAAGAAGCCGUCCACCAUGCCUGCCACGGCUAAGGUACGGGGGUGUGCUUCUGUGGUAUCCUCCACCUGCCCUAGAACUAUACCCUCCAAAACUGGGCCACACAAGGCCAUCCCCAAACAGGCUUUGUCUGGACAGAGUAUCUGCAACGGCAAAGCGGGCCUCAACGGCCAGGCGGGUGGUGAUGAACGUUUUGGGUCUGGGAAUGGCUCCCUCAGGCGGGGCCAGAGCUGUGGUUCCCCCCACAGCAACCUGACCAGCAGCCUGUCCCACUCCCAGUCCAGCGACAGCCUGGACACCGCCUCGGAGGAGAACAUGGUGCGUUCCCGGAGCCUCACCCACGUCAAGAGGAUCCCCUCCCCCACCCAGCCGCCCAUCAUCCGCUCCUACUCCUUCAACAGGGCCUCGGAGCUGGCCAAGGAGCUGCCCAGGCCUCUAGCCAAGUCCCGACUGGUCAAGACAUCUCCCCUGGCCAGACCGACACCUGUGCUGAGUAGUGCGGGGAGAGGGAACGGCCUACACCUCAGUAAGGGUGGACAUGGACUAGCACCAGGCAGGGCUGUGGUGGGAACAGCUAGCUGCAUCUUGCCCCCCAACACACUGAGGAAUUCCUUACUACCCAGUUCAGCCUCCUGCAACACCAGGCCCUCGGCCCUCAGCUACAGGCUCACACGGCCCUCCCUCAUCAAGCAGCCUCGCCCCAUCUUGGCCACCUCCACCAAGAAGAUCCAGGGCAACACAGAGGAAAGCGAGGGGAGGAAGAACUCGGUGGAGACGCCCCCUGUCACCCCAGACCCAUCCAGCAACACUGACAGCCCAGGGAGCACCCCGGAGUGCCUAACGGAAGGCCUGCAAGAGGAGCCUGCGGCCCCCAGCGAGGUGCGUCCCCUGGGGGAAGGCCUGGAGGACAUGUCCCUCUCCUCCACCUCCUCCCUGGAGCGCAACGAUACCAGCGAGGAGUACAUGGACGACUUUGACAACCUGGGGAACGGAGGAGACGGCAUUCUGCUGCUCCCUGCCCGUGAUGGAGGGCUCGACCAAUCACACUCUGUCUUGGCAGAUGAUGACAACGCCGACGUCAUCCACCGUCACGGUGGCACCUCCAUGGCGGGCCUAAACAGCUUCAUGUCUGACAGUGUAGACUGGGCCGGAAUGGGACUCACUGGGGGUAGAGGGGGCUUAGGGGCGUUGUCUCGGCGUGCUAGUCAGGCCCUGUCCGGGGGUGCAGACUACCCCCUCGGCUCUUCCCUCGACCUGUCUCCCUCAGACUCCGGCUCGGGGGGGACCUACAUGUGGGACGAGGAGGGUCUGGAGCCCUUGGGGACCACCACACAGCCCUGUGGGAGCUACAACUCAGACCUCAACAGCAUGGACAUACUCAACAACCUGGACAACCUCGAGUCUGGGUGUGACCUGGACGACGAUGACCUCAUGCUGGACGAUGACCUCCCCGAGGAUGGCUCCUUGCAUGGUGAUGCUGAUGGGAUGUCCCAUCUGGCCCUGUGGAGGAGACGGCAGCUCUGUUGGACUGUAGACGACCAACUCCACAGCGACAACAUUAGUGACUGUGUGUUCCAGACCUAUGAUGGGUACCAGAGUCAGGGCACAGGCUUGGCAGCCCCUCACCAGGCUGUGGAGCUGGAUGAGCUGACACUGAAACACAUGGCAGAGGACUGCUGCUCUGUAAAGGCCCAGCUAGAACACCUGAAGCUACUGCUGCAGAUGGAGGAUGGUAGUGAUAUGGACGACACUCUGAUUCUGGAUACCUUGAGUCCAGAAUCCAGACGGGACCCAAUUCAAGCUCGACAGGUGGAAGAGCUGUUGAAGGAGGUGCAGGAGCUGAGAGAGGAGCUGAGGAGUAAAGACCGGACCAUUUCUCAGCUGACCCAGCAGAUGGCUGUCCCUGUCGAGGCCACGAGAUGCCACUGCCAGCAGUACAGUCCACCUGGAAGAGAUGUGGAAAGAGUGACGGUGACCUACCAUGACAAGGCCACACAGACUCCACCAUGGAGGGGACAUGCUCCUCAAAUACUACAGCCUUCCAGGCCAUGGCCCAACAGGCAGCACCAACCCCACUCCCAGGAAAGAUUAACAAACUCAGCCCACACCGAGGCCCCCAGUGAGCCAGCCUCCUUUAACCCUGGCUGUGGCUGGGGGGACAGUCUGGCCAGCAAGGCCCAGCACAGCUCCCGCUCUGGCCUGGCUUGCCCUAGCCCUGCUUCCACCCCUCCUGCUGGCUGUGUCCCUGGCCCAGAAGAUCUCAGCCUUUUGCUCAGCACCCAGCUGAAGAUCAGUGACUCCGAGGGUCCGGAGGGCCGGACAUGUUCUCCUCCCCACCCUGGAUCAAGACUCAGGCUGGACUCAGCCAAAAGGAUCCCUCCCCCUUGUCUCCCGCAGUCCCCCGGCUCUCUGAAGAAAGCCUCCAUCCCUGAGAGGCCACAUGAAGGCCCCACCACCACCACAACCACCACCACCCAGACGUCCAUGGCAGGCUUCCCCAGGGUGGUGAGAGGAAUCCAGGGUGGGGGUGGUCUCAGGCCGGGCCACAUAGCUCCACAGUUACGGCUGAGUCUGCUCCCACCUGCCUCCAGAGGUCAACCCUGCUACAGCUCCGCACCCCAGUCCUCUGCCUCCUUUCUGGGCCCUGCCCUGCCCGCCUUCCCCCGGACCAGAGCACCCAGACAGACUCCAGGCCUCAGAGAACCAGAGAGUGGYGGGCUCAAGGCCAGAGGUCUAGGCCCUCCCAGCCUCUUACGACUCCCCAAGCCAAAGGGCCACUGAUUGCUUUCUCAAACAGUGCCCUCUAGUAAGGCCAUUCAGCACCACCCUCUACCCACUCAGACCCAAAAGAUCAGACUUCUUCUAGAGGCUUCCGACCUCCCCUUAGUAAGGUUACCAUGUCUACCCUGUGAGAAAGGAUGACAUGCAGACUUAUAGGUUAUGUCCUUUAAUAGAUAACCCAAAAUAAUAUUUUAUCUAACCUCUUCCAAUAAGAAUCAUUCGAGGUCAAAAAAAAUUGUCCCAUGCACACAUUUGAUAUCGCCUGAGACGAAGAAGUCAAGCAUAACAGCUUAUUGUUUAUCCCCUCAAAAACUUGCUUCAACACUAUCUGUCUGUGCGCAGAUAAAUAGAUUGUUUUUGUGAAGUUCUGUUUCAAAGUGGGAACUGGCAGGAUGCUUAACUUUCUAUUCCCUCCAGCCCCAACAAGCUACAAUUGCAACUUUACUUUCUGGCCCAAACUUUUCCCAAGAUAAUGAACAUGCGUAGGAACACAUUAUUAUCAUYAUCUGGCCUCAAUAUAGCAUUUAGGGUUACAUAUACAUACUCAAUUGGGUUGAACUUUACAGGRCUCGACAUUAAUGCUUGUCCGCUUUCCUGGGGCAAGUAAGAAAAAAAAAAAUUGGUUAUGAAGAAUACAGAUUUAAGUUGUCCGAAUGGACAAAUAAAAAAAAUCACUGAAACAAUUAGGCGAAUCCGAUCAGAAUUGGACCAGUGUCUCUGCAGAGCGCUUUAAAGUAUAAUUAUUGUAGGCCUGCAUUGACAGGCACAAGCGAUCUUUCAAUCAUGCAGUCACGAGAUGCGUUUUUGAGAUCAAAGCAAGCCGCAUGUGCACAUGUUGAUAUUCAUUGCUAGUUAGUGAGUUAUUUGCCCAGUUAUAGCUCAUUUUUGGUCGAGAAUGAAAAUGCUGGAAAAGUUUGCAUUACCUUGUCAGAGGAGAGCUGCAUUUGCGCAGCAGGUAAAGUAAUAUCAUACAACAGCCAUAUUGUGUAGAUUGGCUUGUUCUCACUACUUAACUAUUUAGCUAUUAGCAUGUAUUAAUGUGAUGGCCUAAAAUAUAUUUCCACCUGCGCUCGUGUAUAACCGCAAAUGUCGGACACGCAGUUGAUACGGGCGCGCAGUUGAUGAAACAAAUGCUGCAUACUCCGGUUGUAAAACCGUCUCGCAAGCGCUAAAAUCCUCUCCUAUUCAAUACUGGCCAUGUAAUUCUGCCAAAGUCUUAAGAAAAUAUAUUUUUUAAUAGCUUAAUUGACAAGUAAUUCCUAUGCUGUCAAGAUUUUCCAUGAACACUGAAUAUUUUAACCUUACAAAUAGAUAAACAAGUGACUUGAAUUUUCGGACAAGUAAAAAAAUCAGUCUUACUUGUCUGAAGGACACGUGGCUUAGAAAGUUCAUGUCAAGCCAAGCUUUACUUACUGCCUGUAUGUAGUGGUUGGGCUUAGUAUAACUUUGAUUUCUCUGUAGACAGGAACUUUAAUUUACCUGAUAUAAUCUCUGUGUAACAGUGUGGUAGAGGGAUUAAGACAAUAUAACACAGUGGAASGGUUACAGGAACAGAGAAUCCCUUUUGACUUGAAGGGGAACAUUUGGUUGUAUAGACUAGAGAAUAUAGUUAGUUACAUCAGAUGUUGUCCCUCUGGCUAAACUGGGGGGGGGGAUUCUACUUGCUGAGUGAUGUUCUAAAGUUCCCCUUGCUACACAGCCAGUAGUAUGUCCCUCUCACAGGAGGUUGGUGGCACCUUCAUUUGGGGGGGAAGGGCUCGUGGUAAUGACUGGAGCGGAAUCAGUGGAAUGGUAUCAAAUACAUCAAACAAAUGGUUUAUGUGCCGUUCUCCCCUCAGCAGCCUCCUGUGUUCUCUGGUUUUGAAACACCUUUAUUAUUUCUGCCUUGUACCCUGAGAAUGCCUUACGCUUUUAAGUGCACUCUCAAAAGUAGCUGUAUGUUGCACUGUACCCUUCUGUCUACCGAGCGUCUGUAUCUGUCUUUGUCUGUGUGGUGGUGCAGUUUGAUUGCGACACGGGGACAACAAAGAGAUCAGAGGAGCCAUCUUGUGCAAUUGGUGCUCUCUGAGCCUUCUUUGUUCCCCCCGUGCUUCCAUCAUGAGCAGGUCUAGUUUGGUCUGUGGGUAGAGGGUCACCCACAUGCUACCUUAAUGAGGCUGCACCAGAGAAGAGCUCAGCCUCUCAGCCCAACUACACAGCAGACGUGCUUCAGGCCAGGUCCCUGAAUGGAAGGGGACAGAAAGAAAGAUAAAUAAUUUCCUAGCAUGAAACAAUGUUGCUGGUGUAAUGCAGAGGCUGGUGGCAACGUCCACGUGAUUCCGUAAUGAUUCUGAGUCGGAUCCAGUUGGCAUGGUAACACGGCUGAGUGGCACGGUGGAGGGGUGUGAGGAUGUCGAGUGGGUUACGCACACGCUCAGUGUGUCCCUGUUGAUAGCAGGGCCAGGCAUGCUCCUUUGACAUCCGCUGAGACUUAACCCUCCAUUUUUUCCCCCCCACUACUACUUCUCUCACUCCUUCCUCAAAAGGUGAUUGACCCACCGUGAUGCACUCAUUGUAAGUCUGAGUGUCAAGGAGGGUGGAGAGGGACACAAUGACUCAUUUGCUUUUCUUCAAAGCCAUCAUGUCUAACUACUUCCUGGUCUGUUACUAUGUUUAGUCCUUGAGAGCUUUAAGUAGUAGCCAACGGGCACCAUUUGUACCCUUGACCUAUCAGGUCCUUAUUUCCUUGAUGUCAUAACUGAUCUUUYGAUCCCAAUUCAGUUGGCUGCGUGUACGUUGUAGAAUGAGCGGAACGUCACCCAGUCAAAACGGUCUCAAAGACGAGAAUAAAAAUGCCUAUUUCUGUAACUUAAUUUGGCAUUUCUUCUUCCCCAACUAAAGCUUUAACAUGUUUUUCUAUGCAACACAGUUGUGCUCUAGUCAUGGAAGAUAAGUCACAGUGGUACAUAGUCAUGGGCAAUGAGCUGGUUGCCUCCAUGAACCCUUCUCGUUAUGGGCGUAUGUAAAGCCAGAUGUAAGUGUACUUGAUAUCUGAAGCACUUGUUUUGCUGCCACCAAGUAUUUGUCUUCCCAUUCCUAAAUGAUUGGAAGCCAUGCCCCAUAAUGGCCAUCACGAGGACUCACCUUUAUAGGUUUUUGUCAAGCGUUUUGAAGUGCUUUCUGCACCAACCCUACAACGCAUGCGUACAACAUCACCUUGUUCUGAAUCUGCCUCAGGACCUGAAAAACAUCAACUCUGCUAUUUGGAAUGCACGGCUGCUUCCAAUCCCACCCAGAUAAGAACCAAAUACUUUUUAUACAUUUAAUCUCUUCAAUGAUGAACAAACAAACUAUUUGAGGUUUGUCGGGAUGAGGAAGAGAUUAAUUUAAUCAAUUCCUGUUUGACAGUCAGAGUCCUUGACUUAAAGGAUUUASAAUGUUCAGGGGGAAGGAAUAUUUAAAAAAAAAAUAUUAACGAGAUCUUAACAGAAGCCCUAACAUGUUUGUCUCUGAGAAAUUCUCACCCAAAACCCCCAAAAUAGGAGUGAAUUAAAGUUAUUGAGAAGGGUUGUGAWUUGUUAGUCAUGCAUUAUUAUUUUUUGGUUGUCUAGCUUUGCUUGGCUUACCAUAUUAUGGUAUGUAGAUUAAACAAAUGUCAAAUAAAUAACUCGCCCUCAAAAUGACUGCAUGGGAUAGCAUCACGUAGCAGUAUUCACCGUAAAGCACUCUUGCUGUUGUUGUGUAUUACAGAAGUGCCUGCUUUUGUGACUUCCUUUCCCGCAGUCCUGAACAUAACAUUUUGUUAUGUAGAUGAGUGUGGUUCUGGAGCUUGGUCCCACUGCCCGGCUGUGUUGCUGAAAGAGGAAGGAGGUCUGCCUUGGGUUCACAGGUGAAUCCCACUCCUUGCGGCAUCUGGCUGCCAGUGGGGCUCCCUCCGCCCCUCUACAGGGUUCAACACAGGGAUGUAUUAUGCUCUCCCAGGCUAUCAGAUGUUAGCAUGCCRACCUCACUUAGUAUUCACUGUCCCAGACUCACACAGACAACCCGUUCUGACUGGGAAGGGCAAACCUGUUUGUGUCUGUCUCACUACAGAAGCAUCCUCUGUAUUCAAAAAGCAGGCCAAGCUAUGCUUCCAGUGUUGUCUCAGCCCUGACGUUUUGAAUUUCAAGUGUUCRGAUUUGCUUUGCUGCCGUCUCAAUGCACUCUGGUGUGCCCCCUUGUCCUUGUGAGCAGUCAUAAGUAGAUCUGCCGCUGUGCUGCUCGUCUCUUCCCGAAUUUAGAACAAAUCUCAGUUUUAGGCUCUUAACUUUUUUUCCUCCGUUUUUUUUAAACAGUAGUUUAAUUCAUGAAAUUACAUUGUAAACAGCGGCAUGUGUUUGCUGCUCAUUACGAUCUGUUCAAUUCAUGUUUAAUGUUCCUCAUUAUCUCAAAUGGCACCCCGUUCCCUUUUAUAGUGCACUAAAUUUUACCAGAGCCUUAUGAGCCCUUGUCAAAAGUAGUGCACUAUAUAGGGAAUAGGGGGCUAUUUGGAACGCAGUUGUCUGUCCCCCCCCCCGUGCACUGCUCCUUAAUUCUGGAGAAGUAGGACUCUCCUUAAGUAAAUCACCAUUUCACAGAUGUUGGGGCCUAGAGUUUUUCCAGACCUUGUGACCUGCCAAAGAAAAAUUGGGCUAUCACUACCCCAGUUUUUUUAAAUGUAUUUUAUUCUUCUGGUCAGGUCACUUGGUAAUUAGAAAGUCCUGGCCACUUAUCUUAUGGACAGUGAGGACUGGGUUCAGGUCCAUAAUCUUCUGCUUUGUUGUCGUCUGAUAUCACUGCUCUGAACUUAAACUCCAUAACAUGAGUCUGUUUUGAAUAUACUAAUCAAUAUGGCAGAUGUACUGUAUGACUACUGUCCUGUUUCUUUCACCUCGCUAGCAUCACAUUGACUGUACAUUGUACUGUAUAACUUAUUUUCCUCACCWAUGACAGGAAAUUAAAACGGAGGGACUCUGCUCAGAGGAUCGGUUGUGUUUCCUCAUGUAUUUGUGUUYAUCUUCCUGCCACUUCUGUUUUAAUUCCAUGUUUGCUAUACUGUUAUUUAAUAUGUGCAAUACGAUUAACGAUUGAGAGCAUACUGUUGUACACAAUACUAAUUAUUUAUGUCUAUGAUAUCCAAUAUCUAUAUCUGUGUAAUUGUCACUGAAUUCUUGUGAGCUUGUCAAAAAAGAAACAUCUCAAUCUGAAAUGCACUUUAAAUGGUUGUGUUGAGACUGAAUAUGAAUGAAUGAACUUAAACGUGUUGAACUACUUUUUGUUUUGAUUCUGCUCCCCACCCUAUUUGCUGUGAUGUCUCUGAGGCUACGGAGUGGCUGAGCGCUCAAAUAAAGACUGCACCCAAUC